AUGUUUGCCGCCCGCCGCUUCACAGCUGCCGUGCCUCGCACCCUCGGCACCCAGUCUGCCCUCUUCCACGCGACUCGCCCAGCCUUUGUCAAAGUCGGCGAUGCCAUUCCCAAUGUCGACCUGGUCGAAGACUCGCCCGGCAACAAGGUCAACAUCGCCAAAGAAUUGACCGGCAAGGGUGUGAUUGUCGGUGUUCCAGCUGCUUUUAGCCCCGCUUGCUCUAGCACACACGUCCCCGGCUACAUCAACCAUCCCGCCCUCAAAAACGCUGGAAAGGUCUUUGUCGUUUCCGUCAAUGACCCUUUUGUCAUGAAGGCAUGGGGCGCAACUCUUGAUCCUACUGGCAAGAGUGGUGUUCGCUUCUUGGCAGAUCCCGCUAGUACCUUCACCGAUGCCUUGGAGCUCGGAUUUGACAGUGCUGCCAUCUUCGGAAACCAGCGAAGCAAGCGUUACGCCUUGGUGGUUGAGGACGGCAAGGUCAAGGAAGCUCACGUUGAGCCGGAUAACACGGGCGUUGACGUCUCCGCUGCCGAAAAGGUUCUUGCUUAA
Molecule: messenger RNA, 549 nt
Organism: Talaromyces amestolkiae
Lineage: Eukaryota; Fungi; Ascomycota; Eurotiomycetes; Eurotiales; Trichocomaceae
Exons: 4
Coding region: 1-549 (182 amino acids)
Biological process (GO): hydrogen peroxide catabolic process; cell redox homeostasis; cellular response to oxidative stress
Cellular component (GO): peroxisome; cytosol; mitochondrion
Molecular function (GO): thioredoxin peroxidase activity
Source: RefSeq, a predicted model, not a curated record